Messenger RNA from Daldinia childiae, 1107 nucleotides. Its product is annotated as Rho GDP-dissociation inhibitor. Lineage: Eukaryota; Fungi; Ascomycota; Sordariomycetes; Xylariales; Hypoxylaceae. The transcript is spliced from 3 exons. Gene Ontology annotation, cellular component: cytosol; cytoplasm; membrane. Gene Ontology annotation, biological process: Rho protein signal transduction. The record is from RefSeq and is a predicted model, not a curated record. The coding region runs from base 1 to 1107 and encodes 368 amino acids. Gene Ontology annotation, molecular function: protein binding; Rho GDP-dissociation inhibitor activity.
AUGGAUGCACACGCGAUCCGCCCGCGACCACUUGGGCAUGCUGCCCCUCAGCGUGUUGGGUUUGUUCGACGCAUGGUCUCGAUGCCGCUCAUGAAGCAAACUCAUGAUACAACAUUCUCGUCUGGUUUCCAUCGACUUUCAGAGGAAGACCUAGAUGACCGUUUCGCGGACCACUGCCCACCGGUUACCACGCCUCCCAUUAUUCCAGAGUAUGACAAUGCCCAUACCAAACAAUUCAUCAAGGAGUACGUGAAGGACCAGCUUCAAAUUAGCACGACCAAGUCCAGUGAUGGUGCGAGUGCAUCACGGUCUUACAAAAAACCCAGUCUGCGCACGGAUUUGUUGAACUGGUUUAAGGAGAAGCACACGUUGAAGUUCACGAGACACCCUUCUGCAUCCUCAUCUGGGAGCGGACUUGAUCCGGCCAUGACAUGUAGAGGAUUACCGAGCAUGAUGCUUGAUGAGGAGAUCACACUUAUAAAUACAUCAACCAAUUCUCCCCCCAUUUCACCAACGUCCAGUAAAACUUCACAAACAUUCCAACAGACCAGGACACAAAUUAGUGAUAGAAAGGACUCGUCUAAUUUGAAUAACCUUGAUACAGAUGCCAACGACGAAUCUCUCCAGCGCUACAAGCAAUCCCUUGGUCUAAGCGGCGGAAAGGAUCUAUCCGAUCCCAACGACCCUCGUGUUUGCAUCAUCCACUCUCUAGCUAUGGAGACCUCCGGUCGUGCUCCUGUCGUUAUCGACCUAUCUGCUCCCGGUAGCGAGAGCACCCUCAAGGAUCGCCCCUUCAAGAUUAAGGAGGGCAGCAAAUUCACCAUGGUUGCCACCUUCAAAGUCCAGCACGAAAUUCUCAGCGGUCUCCAGUACGUCCAGGUUGUCAAGCGCAAGGGUAUCAAAGUCAGCAAGGAUUCCGAGAUGCUGGGAAGCUAUGCCCCGAACACAGAUAAGCAGCCCCUGUACAGCAAGCGCUUUCAAGAGGAAGAGGCUCCUUCCGGCAUGCUUGCCCGAGGCCACUACAACGCUACUUCUAGCUUUGUCGACGACGACAAGAAGACUCACCUGCAGUUCGAAUGGAGCUUCGACAUCGGCAAGGACUGGUAG